GUGAGCACUCCCUGGGCUGAUUACGGGAGGCAGAGCUGCCGGGGCUGGGCAAAAGCACCUCACUCUGCCCAGCUCCAGCUCCCGGGGGCACUGGCUGUCCCAGCCGCCCUCCCCAAGGAGAGCAAUUGAGAGCUGCACUGAGGGAAGGAAUUAUGGGGAAUGCAGUGAGUGUCCCGGAGGAAGCUGAGGAAGACAAUACAUGCACGGUAAAGAGUUAUCAGGCUUUAUCUGAAUCUCCUGAUGCUAUUAAAAAUGGAUCUGUGGCAUUUGUUCAGACUCAUUCUCCUGUGAUGAAUGGUGAAGUGGAUGCAAAGGCAAGUGUUGCACGGGAUAAUGCAUCUAUUUCUUCCCCGGAGACAAUGGAGCCGAGCCCCGUUCCCGACAUGGGCAGACAGAGUCUUGGGAGCGCUGCCAGGAGAGCUCUACCAUCUGCUAAAUCCCGCUCUGUCUUCGCGUUUUCAUGGUCUGUACCAGGGCGUACUGAAGAUCCAGCUACAGAUUCAUCAGUUGGAUCGGCGAAACUUGAUGUCAGCUCAGAGGCGCCCGGAGUGAACAAAGCACCAAGUGACAGCGUGGAGGUUCCUGUGGCAGCUGCGUGGGAGGAAGGCGCACAUAAAAACCUGACACAGGCCUCGCCGGCAGCAUCGCUUCACGACAUUGAUCCUGCAGCAUCGGCGACACCUGAGGGAGAGGAUGUGGCCACCUCAAAGCCAAAACAAGUAACCUUCUUUGACAGGAUCUUCAAACUGGAGAAGGAAAGGAAUAAAACACAAAUUGAUACCCAGGAGGAGAGGCAGACUUCAGACCUUCUUGAGGGGCGCAUCACGGCAAAAGAGGCUGCUGGAUUACAGAGCACAUCAAACGGUGUCCCACGGGGGAAGGAGAUAGAUGCCUGCAACCAAGAAGACCUACGGCAGGACUCGGCAGGUGUCAACAGUCUCACUGCUGAGCAAUCUGAAAAGGCAGAGGUAAAACAAGACAACCCCCAACCAGCUGCUGCAGUAGAUAACUCCGUCAUGAGUUUCCUUAAAACACUGGUCUCUCCAAGCAAAGCUGAAGCCAAAAGUGAUCCUGAAGACAAGGGAUCAAAAGCAGAAAAAGGCCAUGGUGGGCAAGCUGAUCCGAAGACAGCGGCAGAAUCCCAAACUAAAGGAGCCAAGAAAAAGAAGGCACAGAGUCCCAAGCUAGGACACAGUACAUUUAGUAAACUCUUUAGGCAUAAGGCUGCGAAAGAGACCCAACAGACAACUAAUACCAAAAGCACUGAACAGCAGCCUCUUACCUCUGCCAAAUCAGACAAAAAUGUCCCUUCCCCUCAAGAGGCGCAGACGACUAAGCAGAAUACAAAAGGUGCUGAGCCUGCAGCCCAGCCGCAGGCGGUGGCCACCGAAACCCCCAAAGAGGCGACAAAGGAGAAAGCAUCCUCCACCCCUAUGCCACUCAGCAAACUCUUUUGGAAAAAGAACGCCUCGGAAGAAGCAGAGAUGGUAAGCAGUGAAAAAGUGGAGGUGUCUUUAGAAGCAGUGCCUACUGACAAGGAUGAGAGUAAGAGCCCAGAAGCUGCCGAAGUGAAACCCAGAAGAGAAGAGAGUAAAACCCCCAAAGCAAACCUGAGGAAGUUUUUCAAACUGUCAGUCAAAGGUGAUGGAGGGACAACCAUUUUAGAAGAGGUAAAUGGCCCAAGCCCCAGUCACCAAACGUUAAACUCCACAGAGAGGCCAGUUGCCCCAGCUGAAAGCGAACCUGUGGGCCAAAAGAGCAAAGAGAGUGCAAAGGACAAGAAGUCUACAGCGGAGCUGAGCAAGCAGAAAGGCAGCAAACAGGAAACCAGGGAGCAGCCAGACUCCAGGGAGCAGCAAGCAGCCGAGACCGACUCCAUCCAGAACGGAGGAGACGCUUCAAAGGAACCCUCCUUCAAGAAGACAGAGAAGAGGCAGUCACUUGGAGGGUUCUUUAAGGGCCUUGGCUCCAAAAGGAUGUCUGACGCGGAGGUGCAAACAGAUCCAGUGUCGAUCCUACCUGCUGGGAAAACCAAGUAAUGAAUACACUUGGCUGCUGAAGGAUCCGCAGCUCUCUGUGAGCUCCCCUUGCAGUAGAUAUGACUCAUUAUUUUCCUUUACGUGGCUGUCAUCAAAUGCCUGAGGCAAAAGCAAACAUUGGUGUAUCAUUUAAGGUAUAUCAUUUACCGGGUUUGUUCAUUAGAUGUUAGAAAGCAAUUCUAAAGAUCAUCAAGAAAUGUGCAGUAUAUUAAAGAAAGGUCAUGUGGAUUAUUUUAAGUCUAUAAAGGGUCGAGCAUGUAAGGUAAGAAAGUAGCAGUGAAUUAAAUAAAUGGCAGAAAAAAAAUUGCAUGUGACAAAGGAAUGCAGUUUGUGCAGCAAGGCAUGAGCAACAAAUCUCCAGCUUUAGAGAGCUUUACAGCAGCCAGGGAGAAAAAAAAAUCUCCUUUGAUAAAUGUUAUACUUAAAUGUAAAAACAACCAAGACACCUUUUGUCUUUUUCAGUAGAGCUGAAAUUAGCAAAAACUGCAAUAUAGUAGAAUCAGCCGUUAUAAAGUUAUGCUUCAUAUUGGUUAUUAAUGUAAUUUAAAACGCUAAAAUGCAAAGGCUUUAUAUGAUUGAGACAAAUUCUCUCUUGUCUUGGUGAGGUGGAAUAACAAAUUAAAAACUAUUUAAGGUUCUAAUGGCAACACCAGGGGGCACCCGCGUCCCCACCAUAGUCCUAAUGCGAAGGUUGUACCUACGAUCCUGUUAUUAAUGUUUUUCAGAUGAUAGGAAACUUAGUUGUUUAUCAGAUAUUUGUGUAUAUCCAUACUUGUAAUUAACCCUAACAAAAAAAAACAAAAUCCAGGACCUUCCUGCUUCACAAGUCUCCUGUAAUAACUGUAGUUAAUAAAUUUUACAGAAAAUUAAGAUUUCUGUGGUUUAUUCAACCCUGAGCUAACCUGGCCAGGGAACCAUGAGCCUGACAUUUUAAUCCACGUAGCAUCUGCAUGAUACAGUACUGUAAAUUUUGACCUCCUUGUUAUUAAAUAAACAAACACUUAUCCUUUUGAAAAAAAAAAAAACAAAAUGCUUUUUUAAUCUUAAAAUGUAGUUUGUUAUUUACAUUCCUGUUUUCUGAUUAUUAAGGUGACAUUAAGGCAUAAAUCAACACGUAGAACCCCUGCCUGUGAAG
Molecule: messenger RNA, 3174 nt
Organism: Cuculus canorus (common cuckoo)
Lineage: Eukaryota; Metazoa; Chordata; Aves; Cuculiformes; Cuculidae
Gene: BCAS1
Product: brain enriched myelin associated protein 1
Exons: 14
Coding region: 153-2039 (628 amino acids)
Biological process (GO): myelination
Source: RefSeq, a predicted model, not a curated record